AUGUCUGCUACGUUAGCGACACACCAUGGUGGGGAUGGUGAUGGCAGGGAUCCCCCUGAUCCUUCUAGGGUACCGUCGUCCUGCGAAUCAGUUCCACCUCCGGUUAGAAAGGGUCGUGGGGUUGCCGCAAACGCUAACCUCGAAAAAAAAAGGAGAGAAGCUGGUAAGCCCUUACCGGUGGAGGUAGAUCUUGAAACCGGCAAAGUAGUUGGCACUGAAGCCAGCAAUUAUGUUCGAUUUCUUGGCCAACAAGUGAGCAUGUUGUGCCCGGGUGGUCAUCUAAAUUUUUCCGAUGUACCCCAACAAUACAAGGAUCAAGUGCUCAAUCGAAUCAGAUACUACUUUGAUAUCGAUGGGAAUCCCCACCGAGAGCUACUUAUGAGGACUUUAUAUUCGGUGAUGGCGGAGCGGUAUAGUGAGCGAAAGACGCUCAGACACAAGCAUUUCAAACAACAUUACAAAAAACCAGAAGAUUGGGACACAGUUCUCAAAUUCCCCCCUGACUACUUGAAUACCGAGACUUGGAAACCGGUUUGCGAAUUGUUCGUUAGCGAGGCAUUUUUGAAUCGUUCAACUAAAAAUAAAUCGAAUCGGCAACUAAUGAAAUAUCCAACAACGCAAGGCACAAAAUCGUUGGCGUCCAUACGCCACGGAAUGGGGGGUACUCCUGGAGAGCAUGUAGUUGACGCAUGGAAGGAGAUCCAUGUGAAAAAACCGUCUGGAACUUUCGUUAAUGAAUUAGCUGCAAAAGAUUAUGUAAGUGAUUAAAAUGAUUUAUUAUUAAAAUUUAUAUUUUAUAUUAAUUACAUAGUCUAAUAAUUUUGAUUUAAAUAGGAGGAAUUGAUCAAGGAGCUUGAUAGGAAGCGACUGGAACGACAAUCCCAGAGCGAUACUGGAACUGAAUCUGAAUCUGAUACUGGUUAUCAGUUUGACGUUAUGGAAACAGUUCUAGGCCAAAGAUCUGACUAUCAGAGAGGCGUGGGUAAAAGGCU
Cannabis sativa is the source of this 992-nucleotide messenger RNA. RefSeq lists its product as uncharacterized. The transcript is spliced from 4 exons. The record is from RefSeq and is a predicted model, not a curated record. Lineage: Eukaryota; Viridiplantae; Streptophyta; Magnoliopsida; Rosales; Cannabaceae. Bases 1 to 768 code for a protein of 255 amino acids.